This is a messenger RNA of Rhopalosiphum padi (bird cherry-oat aphid), 3382 nucleotides long. It is a transcript of the gene Sur-8, whose product is annotated as leucine-rich repeat protein soc-2 homolog. The coding region runs from base 161 to 1837 and encodes 558 amino acids. NCBI's taxonomy places the organism in Eukaryota, Metazoa, Arthropoda, Insecta, Hemiptera, Aphididae. The record is from RefSeq and is a predicted model, not a curated record. Gene Ontology annotation, molecular function: protein binding. The transcript has a single exon.
AAUCAAUAAUAAAUCCGAGAAAAACUGUAUACUAUUUAAUAAUAAAAACACAAAUAAUAAUAUUUAUAUUAAAGUGAACAUUCAAGUUCAAAAUGUUUUUCCUUUCUCCUCGUUAAUUGAACAUGUAAUUUAUUGUAAAUAGUAAUUUAAUAUCGUAACGAUGAAGUCCAGCGAAGUAGACGUGGUCAAGAUGAUCGAUGCUAACAAAAUGCGGAAGGAGAAAAAGUUGUCGGUAAGUUCUAUCACUAGCAGUCCGGCUUCGGACUUGAAACCUCGAGUGGUGACUGUCAAGCAACAUGAUUCAAAAAAACUGUACACGCCGACUGCUAAAAAAGAAAAUACAAAAAAAAUUGUUCAAGAUGCAACAAAGGAAAUUCAAAACUGCAAUGAUAGUUCUGAAUGGCGCCUAGAUUUGAGUAAAUCAGGAUUGACCAAAGUGCCAAUAACCAUUAGGGAUGCUACACAAUUGACUGAAUUGUAUCUGUAUGGUAAUAAGUUGAUCACUUUGCCGUCUGAAAUUGGAUGUCUGACCAACUUGCAGACUUUAGCACUCAGUGAAAACUCUCUGACCUGUCUACCGGAUUCGCUAGCUAAUCUUACUAGUCUUAAAGUCUUAGACCUAAGGCACAAUAAACUUACUGAAGUACCAGAUGUUGUCUAUAAGUUGGAUACAUUAACUACACUGUUUUUGCGCUUCAAUCGUAUACGUACAGUGAGUGAUGACAUUAGUAAAUUAGUCAAUCUAGUCAUGCUCAGCUUACGAGAAAAUAAAAUUAAAGAACUGUCUUCUGGUAUUGGUAAACUGGAAAGAUUAAUUACGUUUGAUGUGUCACAUAAUCAUUUGGAACAUUUACCAGAAGAGAUAGGAAAUUGUAUACAAUUGUCUACAUUAGACCUUCAACAUAAUGAACUUGUCGACAUUCCUGAAACUAUUGGCAAUCUUACACUUCUGACACGUUUAGGGUUAAGAUACAACAGAUUGAAAAUUUUACCGAAUUCAUUGAGUAAUUGUAAUCGAAUGGAUGAAUUUAAUGUAGAAGGUAACAUGCUAAGUUGUUUGCCUGAUGGUCUACUUGUUAACUUAAAAGAAAUGAACAGUAUAACACUUGCUAGAAAUAGUUUCACUGCAUAUCCUACUGGAGGGCCUGCACAAUUUAUUGCUGUAGACUCAAUUAAUUUUGAACAUAACAAAAUUGAUAAAAUACCCUAUGGAAUAUUUUCCAAAGCUAAUUAUCUAACAAAAUUAAAUAUGAAAGACAAUGCCUUGACAUCACUGCCAUUAGAUGUUGGUUCUUGGACCAAUAUGGUAGAGCUAAAUGUUGCAACAAACAUGAUUACCAAAUUGCCUGAUGACAUACAAUAUCUUCAAUCAUUGGAGGUGUUGAUCUUAUCCAACAAUCUAUUAAAAAGACUGCCAGCUACCAUAGGAAAUCUUCAAAAACUCAGAGUGCUUGAUCUUGAAGAAAACAAACUAGAAACAUUACCUCAGGAAAUUGGUUAUUUGCGAGAACUGCAAAAAUUAAUUUUACAAUCAAACCAAUUGCUAUCUCUACCUCGAGCAAUUGGUCAUCUCACAAACCUGGCAUACCUUAGUGUCGGUGAAAACAAGCUCAGUACAUUACCUGAAGAAAUUGGUACACUGGAAAAUUUGGAGGCGCUUUACAUUAAUGACAACCAAAGUCUUCAUCAUUUGCCAUUUGAACUUGCCUUGUGUUCCAAGUUGCAGUUGUUGGGAAUUGAAAAUUGUCCAUUGAGUCAACUUGGAGAUGCUGUCAAAGGAGGUCCAUCUUUAGUAAUGACUUAUCUCAAGGUAAAUGGCCCAUACCGUACUCUGUGAAAUCUUUUAAACUGGUGUGGUAUUUCCAUUUGAUAUUUCUAACACAAUAUUGCAGUGAGCCUAAUAGAAGUUUGUUAAUAUUUGUUAUUGUGUUUAAAAGGUUUAUUUUAACACAGAUAUUGAAACUAUUUUAAUGGAUCACUAGUAAUAUUGUGAAUUAUACUCUGACUUCCAUUAUGAAACCAAGUAGGAAAAAAUGUAUUUUUAAUUCUUGGGAUUUUUGGUAGGAAUAAUAUUAUGUUCUUAUAAGUUGCAUCAAACAUGCGUAAGUAUUUGAAAUCAGAGGUGUUAAUAAUUUCUUUCUAGAGAAAUUAUUUUAAGAUGAGAGUUUAUAAAUAAUUGAUAUGUUUUAUUAAAUAAUUUUUCAAGAAAUAUUUAUUAAACAAUACAUAAUAGGUAUAUAGGUACCUAUUUUAUUUGUAUACAAUAAUAUUAUAACUUAAACUAAAGUAUGUAUUAAACAUUAAGUUAAAAUUUUUAUUCGUUAAUGAUGAAUGUAUGGACUUGACCGAUUAUUUUCAGUAUUUUAUUAAUUAAAUUUAAUAACUUUAUAUAAGCAUUCGAUAAAUAGCAAUUUUGGAAGUACAGUUAAAUAUAACUACCUAUUCUAUAUGUUGUCACAAUUUAUUUAGAGUUAAACACAUUUAUCAAAAGAUAAAUACUUAGAUAAUACAUUAUGCUUUAAUUAAUAAUAAUUAUUCUUAUACUUAAAAUUUUAAAUAAUAAAUUGUCAGUAUAUUUACAUAGAUUUAUAUUUCAUAAUACAAAAAAAAAAAUUUACAAUUAUGCGAGUUUUAGCAUUUAAGAUGAUAAUAUUGAUUCCAUGAUAUUUCAUUAUAAACUCUCAUCAGAUUCUGAAAUUUGAUAUCGUAUUUUAGAUAAUGCGUAUUUUGUAUCAUAAAGUUAUUAAAAUUAUUUACUGAACUACUAGACAAUUCAAUAUAAAAUAAACUUUAUAACGAUAUCUAUUGUUUUAUUCAGCAUGUCAACUGGAAAUUUCACCACAGUCCCGAAAUUGUAUUUAAACCAUGAAUAUCAGUGUGUUAAAUACAAAUUCAUUAAUUUGUUUUUAUUUAUUCAUAAUAGGCAAAUGUAUAGUGUAUUAUUUAAUAUUUGUUUUAAUUGAAAAUUAUAAAUGUAUAUGUAUUUUAUGUAUGUAUAAUAUACAUAUAUUACGUAUGUGUACAUUAUAUAUAUAUAUAUAUAUAUAUAAUUAUUUCAACUGUUGAUAAAAAAUAACGUAAUAUUAUUUUUGUGUGAUAAUUAUUAUAUUAUGUUAAUGUUAAAAAAAAAAUUGAAAACUAAUUUAUUUGAAAACAGUUCUCAUAUAAAUAUUAUGAUUACAAUUUUAUGACAUAAUAUCUAUUGGUUAUUGAUUAACCUAUAUAGUAUUAACGUGUAAUCAUAAUAAAAUACGAGUAAGUUGUAUUAGAAACAUUAAAGUUCUUAGAUUGGUACUUGUGUCAAAAUCCACCUUUUGAGCUUGUACUACUUAUAAAAUUGUUUUUGUCAUUAUUUGUGCAAUAUAAUGAAUUUUAUUUUAAA